CGUCAAAUUGAUGAUAAUUUCAUAGUCAGCCGUUAAAUUAUUUGAGCAACAACAGAUGUCUUCUAGCCCCCAAGUCGUCGAACAAGCAGCUUCCUCCUCCACUCUUGAGCAACCAGCAGCCAAGAAGCGGAAGCUUGCAUCCAGCAGUACAACAUCCCCAACCUCCUCCACCAGCCCCCACAAUAACAACAACAUUAGUGGCAGCAGCGGUGGUGACGGCAACGGCGACGCUGUUGAUGCUCUGAGUGGGAAAGAGACGACCACCGCUACAGCUGUUUCAUCGUCUUCGUCCUGCUCUGUUUCGUUAAGUUGCGAAAACGCAGCCGGCUCAAUCGUUUCAACAACGGGCGAGAGUGGCAGCGGCGGCAUUAGUACAUCGUCAGCAGUGAAUAAAGAAAGCAAAAUUGUAAAAAGUGGUGACCAGAGAAAUUCCUCCUCGUGCAUUGAGAAGAAACAGGAAAACUCCCCAGCAGCAGCAGUAGUGGACUCUAAUCUGGCAAAACAACAAACAAGCGCUAAUAGCAACAACAGCUCGGCCGUUUCAUCUACAACCAAUAGCAGCAAAAACAACACCAACAGCAGCACCACAAACAACUCAUCGGGAAUGGCUUCUAUUUCUGGUGGUGGCUCAUCCGCUGGCGGUGACAUCGAUGAAUCGUUGUACUCGCGCCAAUUGUAUGUGCUUGGUCAUGAUGCAAUGCGUCGUAUGGCCAGCUCGGACAUCUUGUUGUCUGGCCUAAAUGGUUUGGGUUUGGAAAUAGCCAAGAACGUCAUCUUGGGUGGUGUUAAAUCCAUAACUCUCCAUGACACCGAUAAUUGUACGAUACAAGACUUCUCAUCUCAAUUCUAUUUGACCGAAGCCGAUAUUGGUAAAAAUCGUGCCGAAGCAUCAUGUAAUAAAUUGGCCGAACUUAAUAACUAUGUUCGUACAUCAGCAUAUACCGGUGAAUUGACCGAAGAUUUCCUGCGUCAGUUCCGUGUCAUUGUCUUGACAAAUGCCAGCGAUGCUGAACAGCAUCGCAUUGCAAAAUUCGCCCAUGAGAAUAACAUUGCAUUGAUUAUUGCCGAAACUCGUGGUCUGUAUGCCAAAGUCUUUUGUGAUUUUGGUGAAAACUUUACUAUCUACGAUCAGGAUGGUGCCCAACCCAUUUCGACAAUGAUUGCAAGUGUUACCCAUGAUUCACAGGGUGUUGUCACCUGUUUGGAUGAGACACGUCACGGUCUUAACGAUGGUGAUUAUGUAACAUUCUCCGAAGUUCAAGGCAUGACUGAAUUGAAUGGUUGUGCUCCAUUGAAAAUUAGUGUAUUGGGUCCAUACACCUUCAGCAUUGGUGAUACCAGUAAAUUCAGCGAAUACAAGACCGGUGGUAUUGUAACCCAAGUGAAAAUGCCCAAAACCAUUAGUUUCAAACCCUUGGAGGUUGCAGAAAAAGAACCGGAGUUUUUGAUUUCCGAUUUCUCAAAAUUCGAUCAUCCUGCUACAUUGCAUGUAGCUUUUAAAGCUUUGCAUAAAUAUCUCGAAGAAAAUGACGGAAAACCACCACGUCCAUGGAAUGAAGAGGAUGCCCAGAAAUUCUUGCAACUUUGCAAAUCCAUCGAUCAGAAUGUGUUGGACAAUGUUGUGUUGACCUUUGCCAAGAUUUGUGCUGGUAACACCUGCCCCAUUGAUGCUGCCAUGGGUGGUAUGGUUGCCCAGGAAGUUCUUAAGGCUUGCAGUGGCAAAUUCACACCCAUCUAUCAAUGGUUCUACUACGAUGCUGUUGAAUGUCUACCCGAAGGCGGAGUUGAGGAGGCUGAUGCCCAACCCAUUGGUUCCAGAUAUGAUGCUCAAAUUGCCAUUUUCGGCAAGAAAUUCCAAGAGAAAUUGGGUGAUGUCAAAUACUUUAUUGUUGGCGCCGGCGCUAUUGGUUGUGAACUGAUCAAGAACUUUGCCAUGAUUGGUGCAGGUGUGCGCAAUGGCCAACUUUUCAUAACCGACAUGGAUCUCAUUGAGAAAUCAAAUUUGAAUCGUCAGUUCCUGUUCAGACCAAAAGAUGUGCAAAAACCCAAAGCCCAAACCGCUGUGGCUGCCAUCAAACAAAUGAAUCCCGAAAUUAAGGUCACCGCCUAUGAAUUGCGUGUCGGCACCGAAACCGAAAAAGUAUUCUCCGAAGAAUUCUACAGCCAAUUGGAUGGUGUAGCCAAUGCUUUGGAUAACAUUGAUGCCCGUAUUUAUAUGGAUCGUAAGUGUGUUUUCAAUCGCAUACCCUUGGUGGAGUCUGGUACUCUCAGCACUAUGGGUAAUGUUCAGGUUAUUGUGCCAUUCUUAACGGAAUCGUACAGUUCAUCACAAGAUCCACCAGAGAAGAGCAUUCCGAUUUGUACAUUGAAGAAUUUCCCCAAUGCCAUUGAGCAUACCUUGCAAUGGGCACGCGAUUGUUUCGAGGGCAUUUUCACACAGACGGCCGAGAAUGCUGCUCUGUAUGCCUCGGAUCCUACAUUCAUUGAGCGUACAUUGAAAUUAUCGGGUAUUCAGCCAUUGGAAACAUUGGAGUCUGUUAAGGUCGCCUUGAUCGAUGACAAACCCAAAGAUUUUGCCGAUUGCGUUAAAUGGGCCCGUCUCUACUGGGAAGAGUGCUAUGCCAAUCAAAUUAAACAAUUGUUGUACAAUUUCCCUCCCAAUCAAAUUACCUCAAGUGGUCAACCGUUUUGGUCGGGUCCCAAACGUUGCCCCGAACCAUUGGUAUUCGAUAUCAAUAAUUCAAUGCAUGUGGAUUACAUUUACGCUGCUGCCAAUUUACGUGCUGAAGUGUAUGGUUUGCCACAAGUUCGUGACCGUGAUACUGUUAUUAAUUUGGUCCAACAGGUUCAGGUACCCGAAUUCAAACCACGCUCUGGUGUUAAAAUCGAAACCAAUGAAGCUGCCGCUGCUGACGCCAACAACCACGAUGAAGUCGAUCAGGAUCGUGUAAAUAAAAUACUCACCGAAUUGCAGGCAUUGGGCAAAUUGGACUUCACCAUCAAACCAUUGCAAUUUGAAAAGGACGAUGACAAUAAUUUACACAUGGACUUUAUUGUGGCUGCCUCUAAUUUAAGAGCAACCAACUACAAGAUUACACCUGCCGAUCGUCAUAAAUCCAAGCUGAUUGCUGGUAAAAUUAUGCCGGCCAUUGCCACAACAACUUCAUUGAUUUCUGGCUGGGCCGUUUUAGAAAUCAUCAAACUUAUUAUGGGACACAAAGAUCUAUCGAAAUUCAAGAAUGGCUUUGCCAAUCUUGCCUUACCCCUUGUGGCUUUCUCCGAACCUCUGCCAGCACCCAAAAACACUUUCUAUGGCAAGGAAUGGACACUGUGGGACCGUUUUGAAGUGCCCGGUGAAUUGACAUUGCAGGAGUUCUUGGAAUACUUUGAAAAGAAGGAAAAACUCAAGAUCACCAUGUUGUCUCAGGGUGUAUCAAUGCUCUAUUCAUUCUUUAUGCCCAAGGCUAAAUGUGCUGAGCGCAUGCCAUUGCCAAUGUCCGAGGUGGUACGUCGGGUGUCCAAGAAACGCAUAGAACCACAUGAACGUUCAUUGGUAUUUGAAAUUUGCUGCAAUGACGAAGAAGGUGAGGAUGUUGAAGUACCCUAUGUGCGGUAUACUCUGCCCUAAAGACAGAC
Messenger RNA from Musca vetustissima, 3636 nucleotides. It is a transcript of the gene Uba1, whose product is annotated as ubiquitin-like modifier-activating enzyme 1. Bases 56 to 3628 code for a protein of 1190 amino acids. Gene Ontology annotation, cellular component: cytoplasm; SUMO activating enzyme complex. The record is from RefSeq and is a predicted model, not a curated record. Gene Ontology annotation, molecular function: SUMO activating enzyme activity. NCBI's taxonomy places the organism in Eukaryota, Metazoa, Arthropoda, Insecta, Diptera, Muscidae. The transcript has 6 exons. Gene Ontology annotation, biological process: protein sumoylation.